GUGCAGUGGAAAAUAUGCAGUAAAAAGAGGAAACGCUGAAAUGGAAACAAAGUUGGCCAAAAGGCAAAAAACCAAAACCCAACUACGUGCCAAACGGAAGAAGAAACGAAUUCGUCAGACAGAGAAAGCUGAGAAACAUCUGUCAAAAUGCAAGACACACUAAAUGAGAACAUUCUGUGCCCGACGUUAGUUCAGAUCGCAACGGAAAACUGAAGCUCCAUAGCCAAAAAAAAAACCGAAAGUGGUUAUAUACUCCGGAAUUUAUACAUCUUGUUUACUAUAUAUUUAUGAAUUAAUCAAAAUGGCCUUGACUUCGAGCUGGAGGCAACUUUGGCUUAUUUUGCUUCUGGUCGUGGGAAUCGCCUAUGGUCUUCCGAGUUUGGAAAAUCAUACGCAAGAUCAAAUCGAACAGGUCGUAGCCUGCAGACAGCCCAAGGCACCUGGACUGUGCCGAGGUCGCCAAUUGCGAUAUGCCUACAACGAGAAGACCCGAAACUGUGAGAGCUUCUACUACACGGGCUGUGCCUCCACUGAGAACAAUUUCCUGACCUACGAGGAGUGUCGCAGGGACUGCAUGCAACGCCUGCGCUACUGAAAAUCCUCUUAAACUAAGCUUAAUAUAUAUAUAUAUUUAUUGUUAGACCAAAA
This is a messenger RNA of Drosophila gunungcola (fruit fly), 648 nucleotides long. Its product is annotated as kappaPI-actitoxin-Avd3d. The transcript is spliced from 2 exons. Bases 302 to 595 code for a protein of 97 amino acids. Lineage: Eukaryota; Metazoa; Arthropoda; Insecta; Diptera; Drosophilidae. Gene Ontology annotation, molecular function: serine-type endopeptidase inhibitor activity. The record is from RefSeq and is a predicted model, not a curated record.